CAUGGGUCACGGCUAAAAAACAGUGCUUUCAAAUAGUUACCUGCAAGGGCUGCUCUUUGGCGUUUGAGUGUAACUGAAGGUCUGAAAAGUUGUGUUUUUUGCGCGGGGUCGUGGAGUUCAGAAUCGUUCGUAGUCUUCCCGAGGACGCCAAGAAUCCACGAUGUCAAAAGACGAGAAGGAGUCGAUCAUCCCCGACGUUAUACACGAUAAGACUACCGGAAGAAGCUACAUCAAAGGCCGGUUUUUCGGAAAGGGUGGGUUUGCGAAAUGCUAUGAAAUUCGAGAUUCGCAAUCCAACUAUGUUUACGCCGGGAAGAUUGUCCCAAAAUCGAUUAUGACCAAAAGUAAUCAAAGGGAAAAGAUGACACAGGAAAUUCAUAUCCAUAAAAGCCUAGACCACAAAAACGUUGUCGGUUUCCAUGGAUUUUUCGACGAUUCACAUAAUAUUUAUAUAAUCCUUGAGCUCUGCCGAAAGAGGUCAAUGAUGGAAUUGCACAAGAGGAGAAAAGCUUUGACCGAAUACGAAACUCGAUUCUACAUGAAGCAGAUUUUGGAAGGCGUACAAUAUCUGCAUCAAAACAGGAUAAUUCACAGGGAUUUGAAGCUCGGAAAUCUUUUCCUUAACGACGAGUUGCAAGUCAAAAUCGGCGACUUUGGAUUGGCAACUAAAAUAGAAAACGAUGGCGAACGAAAAAAGACCUUGUGCGGGACUCCGAAUUACAUAGCCCCAGAAAUAUUGACCAAGGUUGGCCACUCCUUCGAGGUGGACGUGUGGAGCAUCGGUUGCAUAAUGUACACACUGCUGGUCGGAAAGCCGCCCUUCGAGACCUCCAGUCUGAAAGAGACUUACUCGAGGAUCAAGCAAGUGCAGUACAAAAUGCCCUCCUCGGUCUCGAGGCCCGCCAUGACGAUGAUCUCGAGCAUGCUGCAGGGCAACCCUCUGAAACGGCCCAGCGUCUCCAAGCUGAUCAAGGACGAAUUCUUCACCAGCGGCUUCCUGCCGCUGAGUCUGCCGCUCUCCUGUCUGACGAUGGCGCCCAGGCUGGACACACUCGAGUCACACAACAACCGGAAGCCGCUCUCGGAGAUGAACAUGAACAAUUACAAUUCCGGGGAGAGUGGCGACAUCGUCUUCAGAGUCCCGAGCAGUCCUCAGCGCAACAAGUUCGCGAGCCCCACCUCGAAAGCCAAGGCCUCCGCCGAGCAAGGCCAACUGGUCAACGACGUGCAGAAGCAGAACCAGGAGAACAAGCGGAUGUUGGCGACGCUCAAGGAGCAGCUCCACGGGGUUCUCAAAUCGAAACCUGCCCAGAAACUGGCUUCGUCUGCAGACGAAAUGACAGAUCCGGAUGCCCAGCCGUUUGUCUGGAUCAGCAAGUGGGUGGAUUACUCGGACAAGUACGGUUUCGGCUAUCAGCUCUCGGACGACGGUGUUGGCGUCAUGUACAACGACGGCACGCGAUUAAUCAUGCUGGCCAAUGGACACAAUAUCCACUAUAUCAAUCGAGAUGGCAAAGAACUCUACUAUACCCAGCAGUCCUACCCUAACAGUCUCGAGAAGAAGAUGAAGCUGCUCAAUUUCUUCUUGCGCUACAUGACGGAACAUUUGAUGAAAGCGGGAGGCGCGAUCGCGGUCAAGCAGAGCGACCAGCUCUCGAGAAUACCUUACAUGAACCAGUGGUUCAGGACACAAACAGCUGUCGUCAUGCAGCUCACCAAUGGAUCUGUCCAGAUCAAUUUCCAGGACCACUCGAAAAUUAUAAUGUGUCCUCUGAUGUCGGCGGUAACGUACAUCGACAAGGAGAAGAACUUCAAGACAUACAGGUUCCAGACAAUUCAGCAGCAUGGCUGUUGCACGGGUCUCGCCAAAAAUUUAGAAUACGCCUACGAAAAAGUAUCACUCAUGAUCAACAGUCCUACCCUUCGAUCGUAAUAUUUUUCCCAUGCCAUGUAUCGCAUUGACACUGCUUCUUGAGAACGCCAUUCUGCCCGAGUGAUCACUUUAUGGAAUAGCGAAUGAACAACGCUCGUUAAGUUUGACCUUUUUCGAUAAGUCUAUAGCAUUUUUUUUACCCUUAUUUUUUUCUUUUCUCUUUUUUAAUCGCGAGACAAUAUUUUACACAUUUUAAGUAUUUUUUAAUUCGAAGGUUUUUUUUUAUACACGACAAAAUACUUGGCAUUUUAUUUUUCACUUGGAAAACCACCGGCACAUUUUCUUUUUUCAGAGAGAGAAAAAAAAGACAGAUAAUUGGAUCAAAUUCAAACUUGGCAUUGUGAGAAAUGUUGGCUCAGUGCAAUCAGUUCGAUACAACAGCUAAUUCUUUCAUUCCAUACUUGUCAUUUUAAGCUGUUUUUUUACCCUCAUUUAGGUUAGCUUCGGUACUUGCGUAAUGUAAUUUUAAAGAAAGUUGGCGAGUAUUUUUUUUUUAUGGGACUUUAAUGGGAAUUCGGGGAAAUGGAAAGAAAGCCGGGACUGGAUGAACGGGAGUUUUUGCUUGGACAAAAUAUCUAUUAUGCAAAUGAGAAAGAGUCCUCGAACAUUUUAAUUUUUGGGUUGAAUUUUCGGGGAUAUUUUUGGGAAUUCGGGAGGAAGAAGAUAGGGAGGAGGAUGAGGAUAGGGAGGAGGAGGAGGAGGAUAAAUAAGUUGUGUACAUAGGCAAUUAUGAAGACAUAGCCUACAAGACUAUAAGAAUGGAAGGCGAUAAUUUUUAGGAUUGUAUGUAUAAAAAAUAGGAGACUAAAGAGUGAUAUACUGCUUAGAAUGUAGCUUGUACCAGUACUUUUUGUGUUACAUCGUACGACGCUCUGUGUUAUUUGACCAGGAAAUAAAACACUAAAUUAUCCAAACGCCUGUCAAGAAGCAGUAUUUCCUUUGAAGAGUAGAGUCAAGGUUUUACAAUGUUAAUCGUGUGAUUUUUAAAUUAGUCGCUCUUCUUCACUACACGCAGUAUUGUGAGAGAAAAGGUAAAUCUUGAAAGGAGAAUGCUUGUUAUUUUUAGUUUCAGUACUUGUUGCAGGUUGUGGAUUGAACUUAUUUUCUUUUAAUAAAAACAAAUUUCUAAUUCGCAGGCGAUAUUCUCGUUUUCAAAAUCUUUGCUUUCACCCACGAGCAGGCAUUUUUUAAAUUAUUACUAUUUUUUUUUCAUUUCAGAAUUAGUUGCAUUGUACACUGAUGGUUUUAGAAUGUAGAUCGAUGUUUACUGAAAGUCUUCUGCGCCUUACAAGUAAUUUAUUUUACUUGUUUGUACGAAAUAUUCCACGUCGAAAAAUUAUGACGGAUUGUAUUCCUAUAAACACGAAAAUUAUCAGUUUUCUGUGUGUUGUUAGAAUUAUUUAGGCAAGCAAAUAUACAAACAAUAUAUAUAUUUUAAAAA
Messenger RNA from Belonocnema kinseyi, 3374 nucleotides. RefSeq names its product serine/threonine-protein kinase polo (gene polo). Bases 161 to 1933 code for a protein of 590 amino acids. Gene Ontology annotation, cellular component: spindle pole; nucleus; centrosome. The record is from RefSeq and is a predicted model, not a curated record. Gene Ontology annotation, molecular function: protein binding; ATP binding; protein serine/threonine kinase activity. The transcript is spliced from 6 exons. NCBI's taxonomy places the organism in Eukaryota, Metazoa, Arthropoda, Insecta, Hymenoptera, Cynipidae. Gene Ontology annotation, biological process: regulation of cytokinesis; protein phosphorylation; mitotic cell cycle.